AUGACCGCGCGCGGUUUCUCAACGCCGACCCCCUGGGCCACCGGUGGCAAGAAGAAGAAGAAGCGCAAGACCAACACUCUGGUUGUCCCGCGCAAGACGCGUUUCUACUGCGGCACACCUCUAUGCACUGGACUUCACCCGCUACGUCCGGCAGCCCCCGGUGCCACGGCCGUCAUCAUCACCGCCGGCGUCAACCAGAAGCCCGGCCAGACCCGCAUGGACCUAGUCAAUACCAACUACGGCCUGUUCGAGAGGAUUGCCUACCCUGUAUCUACAUCCCUAACGACAUGGUGGGCGCUAUCAUUGGCAAGGGUGGACAGAAGAUCAACGAGGUCAGGCAGAUCUCUGGUAGUGUGA
This is a messenger RNA of Sordaria macrospora k-hell, 357 nucleotides long. RefSeq lists its product as uncharacterized. NCBI's taxonomy places the organism in Eukaryota, Fungi, Ascomycota, Sordariomycetes, Sordariales, Sordariaceae. Gene Ontology annotation, molecular function: oxidoreductase activity. The record is from RefSeq and is a predicted model, not a curated record.